This is a messenger RNA of Oryza brachyantha (malo sina), 1266 nucleotides long. RefSeq names its product cytosolic sulfotransferase 5-like. Gene Ontology annotation, cellular component: cytoplasm. Lineage: Eukaryota; Viridiplantae; Streptophyta; Magnoliopsida; Poales; Poaceae. Bases 3 to 1064 code for a protein of 353 amino acids. The record is from RefSeq and is a predicted model, not a curated record. Gene Ontology annotation, biological process: sulfation. Gene Ontology annotation, molecular function: sulfotransferase activity. The transcript has a single exon.
CCAUGGCGACCAGCGGCGGCGAGCCUAGUGCUCCGGUUGGUCCCGUCCCGUUCGCCGACGUCGACGGCGAGCAGCUGGUCCCCGAGCGCCGGGCGCAGCCGGAAGCGGGGCUCGGCGACGACCUCGCCGACGACAUGGUCUCGUCCCUCCCGAGCAAGAUGGAGGUCAGCCUGCCCAUGAGGCUGCGCCUCUACCGGGGCUUCUGGCUGGCGGAGAUCCACAUCCCGGCGGCCGUGGCCAUGCAGCGGCGCCUCGUGCCACGCCCCGACGACGUCGUCGUGGCCAGCCUUCCCAAGUGCGGCACCACGUGGCUCAUCGCCCUGGCGUUCGCCACCAUGGCGCGCCGCGCGCAUCCGCCCGACGCCGGCGCCGGCGCCGGCCACCCGCUCCGCCGCCUCAACCCGCACCAGUGCGUCCCUUUCCUCGAGGGCCUCUUCGCCAGAGGUCAGCAAGCCAAGCUCGACGCGCUCCCGUCCCCGCGCCUCAUGAACACGCACAUGCCGCUCGCUAUGCUGCCCAGCGCCGGCGGCGGCGGCGGCGGCUGCAGAGUCGUCUACAUCUGUCGAGAGCCCAAGGACAUGGCCGUCUCCAUGUGCCACUACACCCGGCGGGUGAUGCCCCGCGUGUCGUUCGCCGAAACCUUCGAGUCCUACUGCGACGGCGCCAAGAUUUACGGCCCGUUCUGGGACCACAUCCUCGGCUACUGGCGCGCGAGCUCGGCGACGCCGGACACCGUGCUCUUCCUCCGGUACGAGGAGCUGCUGCGUGACCCCGCCGGAAACGUCCGGAAGCUGGCGCAGUUCGUCGGGCUGCCGUUCUCCGAGGCGGAGGAGGAGGCCGGCAUGGUCGGCGCCAUCGUCGCGCUGUGCAGCCUCGACAACAUGAGGGGAUUCGAGGCGAACAGGACAGGCUACGUCGAUGCGCAGCGGAGGAUUCCGCGCGAGACACUCUUCCGGAAGGGCGUGGCCGGCGACUGGGUGCACCACAUGACGCCGGAGAUGGCGCGCCGCCUGGAUGACAUUGUUGCCGACAAGUUUGGUGGAACUGGACUCGCAUUUAAAUGAGACGCAGCUACGUUUCAACGUUUGUAGGAACAAACAUAGGUCAAUGGAGUUAGCUUGUGAACUCGCAAUUCACAAAUAUUUGCUCCGUUCAUUAUAAAAUUUUUAAUCUUAUUUAAAAUUAUUUAUAUGCUAAUAAAUUCUAUACACAUAUAAAAUAUAAAUAAAUUUAGAUAAACUAAAAAUGAGAACAGAGAGUACGGAU